AUGUCUUUUUCAAGAGCUCCACUGAAGAGGUUCAACGAGAACGUAGGUUGCGCCCCUCCACCGGGAUCCUACGAAGUCAAACCUGGGGACCUGAAAGGAGCUGCGUCCUUCGACAAAUCCGACCGAUUCCGACCUGUUAAAGCCGCCGCUGGUGCUGCUCUGCCUCCACCAUCGCCUUCCAGAAACGCCUUAGUGUCUCCUGUCAGAAGGACUUUGUCGGUUGAUGGUCUUGUUGAAGGAUCUAGCGUAAAGAAAGAGAGGAAUGGCAUGACAAUGGACAGGAAGCAGCAGAAACUCUUGGAGAAAGAGAUCCGGUCCUUGGUGCAGCAGCGAGGAGAACAGGACCGACGCCUGCUGACUCUGGAAGAGGAGCUGAAAAAGGUGGAGGCCAAGCUGCUGGCUGCAGUCAGAGAGAAGACGGGCCUCUCUGCCAAUGUCACCACACUAGAAAGGCAGCGAGCCGAGCUCAAGAAAGUCAAUGAGUUCCUAAAAAACAAGGUUUCUGCUGAUACGACUAAAAAGAGAAUCAAUUCUCUCACAAUGGAGCUGAUGGAGGCGAGAAAUAAUUUGGAUGUUAAAAACAAGGAGUUGAGUGUCCUGCAGGUUAACACUGAAGGUCAGCUGAAGGUGUUAGAAACUGACCUCCAAGCUGCCAAUGGUACUGCCACUGCUCUGAAAGACAGGAAUAAAGACCUGGAGGACCUUCACCAAGUAACGAAAGCCCAAAAUGAAGAGCUGGAGAAUGAAAAUGCUAGGUUACAAGCUGUAAUACAGGAGCUGAAAGAGGAGAUCAAAGUAUUACAGGGAUACCUGGAUGUAGCCAAUGACCAGAUCCAGGAUCUUCGUCUGCAGAUUCAAGACAAGACACAAGAGAAUGCUGUUGCUGGAUGUCAAGUGGAGAACCUAAAACAACUAGAGGCCAAACUAGAGCAGCGUACUGCUGAGCUAAAAGCCAUUGAAGAUGUGCUGAGACAAAAAGAGGGGGAGGCCUACAAAUUCCAGCAAGAGCUGCAGGCGUCAAAAGAUGCUUUAGGCGAAGUGGAAAGCAGGCUGGAGAAUCAAGAGCUGGCGCUUAGGGCUUCACAAAAGUCAGUAAGUGACAUGGAGGAGCAGAUGAAGCUGGCCAACCAAGAAGUUGAAGACUCUCAAGCAACAAUCCAUCAGCAGGAGGCAGAGCUUGUUCGACUAAAAGAGGUGCUCAGGAGAACAGAAAGGGAGCUGGAUGAGAGAGUGGCACAUCUGGAACAGAGGUGUCUGUACUCUGAGGAGGAGAGAAGCAAGACUCAGGAGGAGGGGCUGAGGAGAGUGGAGGAGCUGAAGGUGGAGCUGAACCUGCUAAAGGAGGCUAAAAAAGACGAGCAACAGAGACAGAAUCAGCUCCAGCAAGAGCAUGAUGCACUUACUGAGGAACUUUCAAAAGAAAAGGCACUUGUGGACUCCCUGUCUGUGCUGGUGGAGCAGGAAAGGGAGGAUUCUGAGGAGCGGUUGAGACAGCUAAAGGAGGAGAUGGAGGAGGUGCUGGGAGAGCUUGCUGUCAUGGAGGAACAGGAGCAGAGGAGGCAGGAGGUGGCAGAGAAGAGUGAGGAGGCCCUUCAGAAGCUGCAGGAGGAGAACAAGGAGAUGGAGAUGCAGCUGAGUGAUACCAGGGCACUUUUGGAGAGCACCCAAGAGGAUCUUAAGGGAGCAAAGGGAAAACGGGGAGAACUGGAAUUGGAGGUGGAGAGAGUGACCCACCAAAUGAAGGAGGCAAUGGAUAAAAUGGCUGAACAGAAAGAGGAGGUCAAGAGAGCGAGGGAGUGGCUAGAGGACCACCAGGAGAGCCAGACAGUUGAAGCAAAACAAAUGGAGGAGAACUCAAGCAGAACGGUCCUGGAGGUGCAGGCUCGCCUCGCACAAAAAGAUGAGGAGAUGAAGGCCACAGAGACGAGACAUGCUGCUCAGAUCAAUCAGCUACAGCAGGAGCUACAGGUGCAGACAAAGGAGACAGAAGAGGCACUUGGGCAACUAGAGGAACAGAGAGGUCAGAGUGUAACUCAGCUCCAAGAAGAAAGGGAAAAAGCCCAGAAACUGCUCGAGGAGGUCAGCAAGGAAAAAGAGGAGAUAAUGGAACAGCUACAACAAGAAAGAGAGGAGAGAGUUAAAAUUCAGACAGCCCUUCAGGAGGAAAAAGGAGCACUGGAGGUUGAAAGGAAAGACCAGCAGCAGGUCAGGUCACAGGUGCUCCGACUACAGGCCGAGCUUGAAAGAGCAGAAGAGGAAAGGACGAGUCUGCUGUCUCAUGUAGAACUCAAAGACCAGUUCAGGCGUGCUCUUGAAAAUCAACUAAGCACAGCUGAGCAGGACAGAAAUGAGCUUCGGUCUCGCCUGGAUGAGGUUGAACAAGGUGUGAGCUUCCAGGCCCAAUUAGACCUUAUGGAGGACAAGACACAGGCUCUGCAGCGCGAGUUGGAUGAACAUCGACGAGACAGACAAACUCUGAGAGAACAGGUAGAAGUUCUGACUCAGGAGAAGGUUACACUGCAGUGGGAGAUGGAGGAGCAGAGACAGGAGCUUCAAAGACAAUUAGCUGCAGCACAAGAGAACAGCUCCCCACGUUCAGAGACGGAGCACUGGAGGACACGAUAUGAGGAGCUGUUUGCUAAAGUCAGGCCAUUCCAGGAACAGCUCAAUGCCUUUGCAGCGGAGCGAAAUGCACUACUUAAUGAGAAUGGGGCAAACCAGGAGGAAUUAAACAAACUGGCUGACGCUUACGCUCGCCUCCUGGGGCACCAGAACCAGAAGCAGAAGAUCAAACACGUGGUGAAGCUGAAAGAUGAGAACGUCUCCCUAAAACAGGAGGUGUCUAAGCUUCGUUCCCAGGUGAGCCGGCAGAAAAGUGAACUGGAGCAGCUGAAGUCAAAGCUCCCCGGUGCUCCUCGCCGCAAGUUUGAUCCCAGCAAAGCUUUCCAACAUGACAAGGAGAACAGGCAAAGUGAAAGCACAGAACCUCUUAAAGAAGGUAACCAUCAUGUGUAAUGGGGGCUCUUCUAGCAAACAAGAUGUGACAGUACACUUUAAAGGUUUGAUGGUUUUGGUGAUGUUUUAUCAGUAAUUUAUAGGUUUAAACUGUAUCUCUACAUGCUGAUGUUUUGCCACCAUUUUUUGUGUUUAACUGUUUCGAUUUUAAAAAGAUAUUUUAGAAGCAAAAUGUGUGUACACAGGAGCCGUGUGUCAAAACAGUUAGGAGAUGGAUGGAUGCAAGUGCUAAUUGCUUAUAUUAGCGUCAAAAUAGAAGGUGCAUUUCAUUGUUAGCUGAAUUUGGUAAUUAUUUUUUAAUCCUUUUAACCUACUUGUGAACUCUUAGGGUAGCAGAACCAGCAACUGUUUCAUGUGGGAUAGCUCUUUAAAACCUUUGUUUUGUAAAUAAAGACAGAUUUGAAUAACUUUUUAACAGAA
Stegastes partitus (bicolor damselfish) is the source of this 3435-nucleotide messenger RNA. RefSeq names its product hyaluronan-mediated motility receptor (RHAMM) (gene hmmr). The record is from RefSeq and is a predicted model, not a curated record. Lineage: Eukaryota; Metazoa; Chordata; Actinopteri; Pomacentridae. The transcript is spliced from 19 exons. Gene Ontology annotation, molecular function: hyaluronic acid binding. The coding region runs from base 1 to 3015 and encodes 1004 amino acids. Gene Ontology annotation, cellular component: membrane.